AUGGCGGCGAUGGACAUUCGUCGACAACGAGGGACCGUCAAGGGCAAACUAACAAGGCUCAACACAAAAGUUGACAAAUUACAAGAAAAUGAAGAAGACUUGCGAGAAAAGAUCGAAGUUUAUUUGACAAAGUUGGACGAAAUAAGCGCCGAGUACAAGCAGAUACAAGAACAACUUGAGUCAAAACUCAAGGGAGAGCUCGAGGAGCAAGACUACGCCGACGAAGCUGAAUUCGAGGACAAUUGCAUCAGCAUGAAGGUAAAGUUGAAAAAGUUAGGGCGAGUGGUUCCAAAAAAUCUUGGCGAGGAUAAAGGGCGUGGAGAUGACGCAAUAGCACGGGUGCUCGAGCAACAGGCGGCGAUGAUGCAACAAUUCGCACAAAGAAGUGGCGCGUCGGAGGUGCCGGCCGGUGUCGGUAAUGAAGUGCUCACGAGGUUGAUCGAACAACAAAACGAGCUGAUGCGUACGAUCGCCGCAUCAAACAAUGGUGGCGCUCGUGGUGGCAUCAUGAAUCAAGAAUCACGAGUCAAGUUACCCACGGUCGAGUUGCCAAAGUUUGACGGUCGAAUGGAGGACUGGAAACGUUUCUCGGAAACGUAUCAAUCGCUUAUACACAACAACGAGAGUAUACCAAAUGUACAAAAAUUCCAGUACUUGCUUUCAUCGCUCACGGAAGCCGCGGCAAAAAUCAUCGAGGCGAUAGAAUUGACCGGUGAAAAUUACACAGUUGCAUGGGAGCUGCUGAAAAAACGAUUCGACGACCCUCGGGCAAUAAAAAAGAAGCACAUUCAGUGUUUAUUUACAUUGCCUCGAGUAGAAAAAGAGUCGUCGAGUGCGAUACGAGGAUUGAUCGACAAUGCGACGAAACACUUGCGAGUUCUCAAAUCAAUGGGAUUACCCACAGAUACGUGGGACGAACUUAUCGUGCACAUUAUUGAAACAAAGCUCGAUACUGUCACACUGCGUGCCUGGGAACAGGAUGAAAAAUCGAGGGAGUCCAGUCUAGACGGGUUCACGGAUUUUUUGCAACAGCGAUGCCAAAUAUUAGAGAGAAUCGAGGCUCGAUCAAAAACGAACGAUAGCUCUCGCAAGGUCGACAACGACAAGGCGCAGUCAAAAAAUCGGAAUCACGGUAAGAACAGCUCAAACGAGAAGGUAGCUGCAUUGACGGUCACCGAGGAGGGUGGUCGAUGCCACUUGUGUCGAGGCAACCAUUACAUCUACCAGUGCGACAAAUUUACGUCAUUGGCAAUCGAAGAUCGAAUCAAGGAAGUACAGCGUCUCAAGCUGUGCAUAAAUUGUUUGAGGAACGAUCACUUCGUCAAAUCGUGCAAGAUGGGAUCUUGUCGCGUGUGUUCCAAGAAACACAACACUCUCUGUCAUCGUCCAGCUAUCAACGAGGAGUCAUCAAAGGCGAGUCAGGGGACAGAGGGAGAAGGCAAGGAUUCGAGCAACAAAGCCAGCAACGUAGCGGUGCAUCACGUUUCGGGCGGUCCCCGAAGGCGCCAUGUACUCAUGGCUACGGCGAUGGUCGACGGCGAACGUCUGAACGGAAGCAGUGUAGCUUUGCGUAUCCUUUUUGACAGUGGUAGCGAAGCGAACUUUAUUACGAGAGCCGCGUGCAAUAAGUUAGGCGUCAAAUUAGAUCGAGCGCAAGAAACUGUAACCGGGAUAAACGAGCGCGAGAGCAAGGUCUUUCAAAGUUGUCACAUAUCGUUGCAAUCGCGACACUCCAAAUUUCGGAUCGAUACCAUUCAUUGUCUAGUCGUACCAACUAUCACUAAACGAUUACCAUCGAUUGAACUCGAUGUACACGCGUUACAAAUUCCUCUCAAUAUCAAGCUAGCUGAUAUCGAAUUUUACAAACCGAGCACGAUUGACGUUUUGCUGGGAGCAGAAUACUUCUUUGACGUCAUGCAGACGGAGAAAAUAGAAUUAGGCGAAAAUCAACCGUCAUUGCGAAACACUAAAUUUGGAUGGGUAAUUGCGGGAAAGUUGUUGCUUGAAAAUUCAACAAGUAUAAGUUGCAAUCACGAGAGCGUUGUGGCAUUAACGUGUUCUCUCGAGCAAAAUGAAACUCUGGGCGAAAGUUUGAAACGAUUUUGGGAGAUUGAAAAUAUCGAAUCAAAAACGCAAGCGUUAUCGGUCAAUGAGAAACAAUGCGAGCAAAUCUUCAAUGAAACCGUGACGCGAGACACAAGCGGCCGAUUUAUAAUUAAACUACCGUUUAAGUCGGAUCCCAGUAAGCUAGGGGUAUCACGUAACGCCGCGCUCAAAAGAUUGGUUCAACUAGAACGGCGGUUCAACAACAACGAGUUAUUGCGAAAACGAUAUACACAAUUCAUGAGGGAGUACAUUGACCUUGGGCACAUGUCUUUGGUAAGCAAUACGACGGAAGACGAAAUGCGAAAACCCUUGUACUUGCCGCAUCACGGAGUCAUUAAAGAAUCGAGCACGAGCACGAAAUUGCGCGUAGUAUUCGAUGCUUCAAACAAAACAAGUACAGGACUAUCGCUCAAUGACGUAUUGCAUGUAGGGCCAACUUUGCAAGCCAAUUUGAUAAAAAUUAUUAUGAGAUUUCGAUGUUACAAUGUCGCGUUAACAGCUGAUCUAAAGAAAAUGUACCGACAAGUACUUGUGCACCCAGACGAUCGAGAUUAUCAGCGCAUAUUGUGGCGAUUUUCUCCUGCUGAUGGAAUAAGCGAGUUUCGCCUCAACACGGUCACGUAUGGCCAAUCGAGCUCAUCAUAUCUAGCUGUAAAAUGCAUGCGAAUACUAGCAGAGCAGGCAUCAGAGAAGUAUCGUGAAGCGGCACGAGUGAUACUCAAUGAGAUGUACGUAGACGAUAUUCUGACAGGAGCCGACGACAUCGUCGGUGCCAUCGAGGUUCAAGGUCAACUCACCGAGCUACUACAAGCAGGCGGAUUCAAGAUCCAUAAGUGGUGCACGAGUCAUCCAGAAAGUUUGAACCACGUAGUUUCGGAGGAUCGGGAGGAGUUGUCCAAGCGAGCGAUCGACGCAAACGAAACAAUUCGUACUCUUGGUCUUGAAUGGGACCCGAAUAGCGAUCUAUUCUAA
This is a messenger RNA of Venturia canescens, 3078 nucleotides long. RefSeq lists its product as uncharacterized. Lineage: Eukaryota; Metazoa; Arthropoda; Insecta; Hymenoptera; Ichneumonidae. The record is from RefSeq and is a predicted model, not a curated record. The coding region runs from base 1 to 3078 and encodes 1025 amino acids. The transcript has a single exon.